Molecule: messenger RNA, 4607 nt
Organism: Xyrauchen texanus (razorback sucker)
Lineage: Eukaryota; Metazoa; Chordata; Actinopteri; Cypriniformes; Catostomidae
Product: MAP/microtubule affinity-regulating kinase 3
Exons: 19
Coding region: 583-3048 (821 amino acids)
Biological process (GO): protein phosphorylation; intracellular signal transduction
Cellular component (GO): cytoplasm; plasma membrane
Molecular function (GO): protein serine/threonine kinase activity; ATP binding
Source: RefSeq, a predicted model, not a curated record
CAUCUUGGACUUGGCUAUAUCUGGGCUGGCAAAACCCAUACGUUCGGGAUGGGAGGAAUGUAAUCAACCUGGAGUGAUUUAAGAGCAGAUUGUCUGGGGCUCACUGACGCUUCACAUGUGGGACUUGGAGCAUUGAAUAUUCAAAAAGCCGCAUCAAGAUCCAGAACAGGUUUUUGCGGACUCCCCCUCCCCUUUUCCUUGUCUGAACGCUGUGUGCAGUUUCGAGGGGCCUCGGAACUGUUUGUGCUUGAGUUUCUGUUGUUUUACAACAGGCACUUUUGGAAAAGUUUUAAGGUGAUCUGUUCCAGUGUAUUGGUUAUGACUUUUUGGUUGCCAGAUCUUUGUGGAAAGUUGCUUAUUUUGGUCACCGAUGACCUGUUGUGCUGUUAUGUGUCUGGAUGAAUUUUUGCAUUAAUUGGGAUCCGCAUUUGUGCUGGAAUUUGGCACCGGGACGAAGUUGAUGCCGAUCGAAUCCAUGGUCUUCAUCAGCUCGUGCACGGCAGCUGUCCACCCUGCGAAAUAAAGACUUGCGAUCAGACAGACUUGGACUGCAAGAUCCACUUUGGAGAUAAAGACAUUAAAAUGUCAACUAGAACACCACUACCUACUGUCAAUGAAAAGGAUACAGAAAACCACACAUCACACACAGAUGGGCGGAAUGAAGUGUCGUCCCGUCCCGUGCGGUCAGGGGUCCGCUGCCGAAACUCCAUCGCCUCCUGUGCUGAUGAGCAGCCACAUAUCGGCAACUACCGGCUGCUCAAAACCAUCGGCAAGGGCAACUUCGCCAAGGUCAAACUGGCACGACACAUUCUCACGGGAAGAGAGGUGGCCAUAAAAAUAAUUGAUAAGACACAACUUAAUCCUACCAGCCUUCAAAAGCUUUUCAGGGAAGUAAGAAUAAUGAAGAUUCUAAAUCAUCCAAAUAUUGUAAAGCUCUUUGAGGUUAUAGAGACAGAGAAGACACUUUAUCUGGUGAUGGAGUACGCCAGUGGUGGGGAGGUGUUUGACUACCUCGUGGCACAUGGACGUAUGAAAGAGAAGGAGGCCAGAGCUAAAUUUAGACAGAUUGUAUCAGCUGUUCAGUAUUGUCAUCAAAAACACAUUGUCCACAGAGAUCUCAAGGCAGAAAACCUCCUGCUGGAUGCAGAUAUGAACAUCAAGAUUGCAGACUUUGGCUUCAGUAACGAAUUCACGAUUGGGAACAAACUAGAUACAUUUUGUGGCAGCCCACCGUAUGCGGCCCCUGAACUUUUCCAAGGCAAGAAGUACGAUGGGCCAGAAGUGGACGUGUGGAGUUUGGGGGUCAUACUCUACACACUGGUCAGUGGAUCGCUUCCCUUUGAUGGACAGAACUUAAAGGAACUUCGAGAGCGUGUACUGAGGGGCAAGUAUCGCAUCCCUUUCUACAUGUCCACUGACUGUGAGAACCUCUUGAAACGCUUUCUGGUGCUGAACCCCAUCAAGCGGGGCACACUCGAGGUGAGAGGACGUGGUGAAAAUCAAAUCAUGAAGGAUCGUUGGAUUAACGCAGGCUGUGAGGAGGACGAGCUCAAACCCUUUAUGGAGCCGGAACUCGACAUCUCAGACCAGAAGAGAAUUGAUAUCAUGGUGGGAAUGGGUUACUCUCGGGAAGAGAUCCACGAAUCUCUAACCAGGAUGAAGUAUGACGAAAUUACCGCUACCUACCUGCUGUUGGGAAGGAAGUCCACAGAGUUAGAGGUGAGUGAUUCCAGCUCCAACAGUAACUUGUCUUUAGCCAAGGCCAGACCCAGCUGUGAAAACAAUAACGGCCAGUCUCCAUCUCACCUCAAAGUUCAAAAGAGCACCUCCUCCAAUCAGAAACAGCGGCGUUAUAGUGACCAGGCUGGACCAGCCAUUCCCUCAGUGGGCUACCCCAAGAGAAGUCAGACAACUUCUGCAGAGAGUGACCAUAAAGAGGAGGGUACUGCACAGGCACGAAAGUCCAGCACAUCGGGAAGCCGUGGAAUGGCCCCGCCGAGCCCGAUGCUAGGCAACGCAAACAACCCAAACAAGGCUGACAUUCCUGACCGCAAAAAGAGCACCGGUGUCCCUGGGAGCAAUUCUGUGUCAAGCGGUAUGACCAGAAGAAACACGUAUGUUUGUAGCGAGAGGAACGCCACGGACCGCAACUCUGUCGUCCAGAACGGCAAAGAGAACAGCCUGAGUGAAAUGUCAGGAUGUGUCAGCACAAGUCUGACGGCGAACGCGGUGACUCUUGCUGCCUCGUCAGCCUCGGUCCGUCUGCGCCACCAAAAAGCCACCUCCCUCUCUCCAUCUGGACACACCUGCUGCGCCACCCUGCUGCCCACCAAUGGUGCCACUGACCUCUUCAGGCCCAAUACGAACACGGCUCCAACAAGUCAGCAGAACCCUGGUUCCUCCACCCACAGCAUUAGUAGCGCAACUCCCACGGAUCGCCUGCGUUUCCCACGAGGCACGCUUAGCCGCAGCACUUUCCAUGGAGGCCAGCUGAGGGAUCGACGCACAGCCACUUAUAACGGACCCCCUGCCUCUCCCACCUUAUCUCAUGAUGCUACGCCUCUCUCGCAGUCCCGAAGCCGUGGAUCCACAAACCUCUUCACAAAACUCACGUCCAAGCUAACACGGAGAAACAUGUCAUUCAGGUUUACCAAAAGAGUGCCGGCAGAAUGUGAUAGAAAUGGGAGGUAUGAGGACUCGAGUCGUAAUGUAUCUGGGGAUCAGAAAGAGGAGCAUAAAGAUGCCAAACCCCGCUCGUUACGUUUCACAUGGAGCAUGAAGACCACCUCCUCCAUGGAGCCCACAGAAAUGAUGCGCGAGAUCCGCAAAGUCCUGGACGCCAACAACUGCGAUUACGAGCAGCGUGAGCGCUUCCUGCUUCUAUGCGUCCACGGUGACGGGCACGCUGAGAGCUUGGUCCAAUGGGAGAUGGAAGUGUGCAAGCUGCCCCGUCUCUCGCUAAAUGGCGUGCGCUUUAAGAGGAUAUCAGGAACAUCCAUUGCUUUCAAGAACAUCGCCUCUAAAAUUGCCAAUGAGCUAAAGCUGUAAAGAAAUAAAGACUAAAUCUAUUGAGAAAAAAACAGCUUAAAGGACUAAGGCACACAAGAACUAGAGUAAUCAAGUUGUACAUUCUUUUUCAACAAGUAGCAGAUACAAGGAUUGUUUUUCUCAACACCUACAAUGUAUGUCCUGAACAUAUUGUAUAAAAUCAUGCCUUAGGCAGUAAUUUCCUGCAUCUUUGAAGCAUUAUUAUUAUUAUUAUUAUUAUUAUUGUCGUUAUUAUUGUCAGAUGGUUUUGAACUGUAGGAAAACAAAAUGACAGUUUAAUUUUAUUUUUCUUUUGUCGAUGCACUACUGCAGUAGGUACCCUAUGGGGCCAAAAAUGAACACCAGUGACUGAAAACUUGUAUUGUAAUGGACAUAAGAGGGAUGGUUAAUUGCUCCAGUAUUUGGUCUUUACGAUACUGCCCUUCUCGCAGUCCUUCUUGAAUGCCAAAACAAAAUGGCCACAAUGUUUCGAAUUAGUUAGGACAUUUAUUUGCACACAUUUUCCCCUUAAAGCACAAUUUUUUUGGGGGAGUAUAUGUGCUUUUUCUCAAUCUCCUAUCCAUUCAUUCCUCUACUUUGUCAACUUCAUCACCCUGUCCCCCACCCCCAUCUUCUUUUCAGGAAAUUGUAACGGGGUGUUUUUUUUAGUGCAAUGCAUGGCCGAAGAUGGACAGGAUCCCAUAAAUGUAACCACUGGUGCCAUGGAGCUUCAGCUCUGGAGCGAUUGUAGAAGCCAAGCACUUCAGGAAACCUCUUGGCUUCAGACGGGCUACUGCAAUGGAAUGAUAUACAUGAUAUAAAGACAAAAAAAGACACUUAGUGAGACCACACUUAGUUUUUUUUUUUUUUUAAACAUCUUAGAAGCUGUUCUUGAAAUGUCUUUGCUUUGGCUCCGGCCCCUAACGUUACAUGCCGAGUCAUUCUGGGAAACAGUUCAGAACUUUAACUUGCCAUUUAUAGGCUUCAGUAUUCACUCCCAUCCCCAAGAACCAUUGGCACUGUUAUUAUUUAGUUUUGAUUUUUCUGUUUGUUUUUUGGAAUGUAAAUAAUGUACCUUAGUUUUGCAGCUGCGGCAUAUUGAUAUACUUUUUUUUUUUCUUUUCCAAGUCUGGCUGUGAGUCGGAAACUACGGAAAUUAAUGUAACUCAUCACAGAAUAAGGAUAAUCAGUGUCUUCAUUAAAACAACUGAAAAUCAAUGAUUUACAGAGUGGCUUUUGUUGGACUGAUAACCUAUUUAGAGAUUUUACAAGGCUCAAUUCAGACAUAAAAUAUGAACUCAUAUGGCAGAACAUUACAUGGUAUCUUGAUAGCUGGAGGACUGAAAAUUAUUGUACAUUCUGUUGGUUUUUCCUAGUAGAUCUACUGAUCUACCUGUUGCCCUUUGUACUCAUACAGCUCACAGGAGUAAAUAGAAGAGAAAUGUCAUGUGAUUUAAAAAGUCGGUGGAAAGUACACUGGAUACUACGCAGUUUUGUUUUAUUUAUUUUUUAUUAGUAAAGAGUAGGCAUUAUGUAUUUCAAACAUAAUAAUGAUGCAUUGUCACAUGACCUAAAUAUGG